AUGGCUUCCAAGAAAAUCUCUUUUCUCUUCCUCAUCUCACUCUACUUCGCCGGCCGCGGUACGACAACCCUCGCCGCUCGCCGUUUGCUCGACUCUCCGGUGGUGGAGUUGCCUCCUCUGCCUUCAAUCCCUGCUCUGCCGAAAUUCGCGUUUCCUCCACUGCCACACGGCUGGGAUCUCCCAAAACCGGCGUGGCCGCCGCUUCCCAAAGUUCCUAGCUUUCCGAAGCCAGCUUUUCCUCCAGUGAUCACCGGAGCGAAUCCUUUCCCACUUCCACCGUCCGAGUGCCCUCCGCUGCCCAAAGUUCCGAGCUUGCCGAAGCCGGAGGUGCCGCCGUUUCCCAAAGCAAUUCCGCCUGUGAUCGCCGGAGUUCCGGCUCCCCCGAAUCUUCUCCCAUUUCCGCCGCCUCUGCCCAAAGCUCCGAACUUGUAUUAA
Molecule: messenger RNA, 435 nt
Organism: Dendrobium catenatum
Lineage: Eukaryota; Viridiplantae; Streptophyta; Magnoliopsida; Asparagales; Orchidaceae
Product: protein PELPK1
Exons: 1
Coding region: 1-435 (144 amino acids)
Source: RefSeq, a predicted model, not a curated record